AUGAGGCUAAUUUUUUUCCCAGUGCUAUUCGUUCUAGCCAACGCUCAGUCUUCAGAGGAUGCUAACGUGUGCGUGACGCCCGGCUGCACGAUGAUCGCUGCUUAUAUGCUGAACAGCAUCGACGAACGGGUCGACCCGUGCGAGGACUUUCACCAGUACGCCUGCGGCAAUUUUAUGAAAAAGCAACGCUACGAUGCCCUCGACGGGGCCGGCGGUUUGAUGACGACGCAGAUGCUCCAUCUUGCCCGUGCAGACACCACCUCGUCUGCGGCGCGCCGUUUCUGGGAGCACGUCAAAUAUUGUGACGGGCAAAAGCCGUACACCCCGGACCAUUUGAAGCAGUACAUGCAGCGUUUUGGGGCCGUGACUUUGCUUGGGCAACCGCUGCCGGCUGGCCAGAAACAACCCUCCCUGACCGACCUCGGCCUCCUCACCCAAUUCUAUGGCACCAUGUCAGCGAGCCGGCGCACCGCAUCUGGCCCCUACGUCCACACGUUCCCCGUCGGCGUCUUUACAAAGAAGGAUACCUACGAGAUCUUUUUGGCCUGGCCGCUCUACCAAUAUCUCUGCAACGAAUACAAGGUUAACAUUUGGCGCGUGAAAGCGGAUCAGGUGGAAGAAUGCAUCAAUUCGAUGUUGGAUGGCAUCGUGGAACUGAACGCCGUAUCCGGCAUCGAGAGUCUCGAUGAGAAAGCUCGAAAGAAGCUCAUCGAAUUUGUACAGAAAUUGAACCCGAUGCUCCGAAAAAUGGUCGAUAGCAGCCCGAAGCCUACCGAGCUCACCGUCAAGGAGCUGAAGGCGCAUCUGCCAAAUUUUGACUGGGUGAAGUUCCUGCAGUACCACACCGUCGGACGCCCAAAGUCAAGCGUCACCGAUGGCACGACAGUGCAGCUCCGCGGCGCGUUGCAGAUUUAUAAAGAGUUUUUCGACGUGCUCGACGCCGCCGAGCCGCUGGUCGUCGCCGAUUUCGUGGUGUGGCAGUGGCUGCUCCGCGUCCUCAUCAGCCCAGACCGUGAUGACCCAUGCGUGAACACGGCGAUCCAAAACUUUGACAAGCUCUUCGAGCACUACCUGGCCACGGAUCUGCGCAGCGCUGCGGAUAUGAAAGGGGCUAAUAAGUUACUCGGCCCGGUCGUCGCCGCCUUCCACGAGAUUCUCGACGAGAACACCUGGAUCGAGACGGACACUCGAAAAUAUAUGAAGGCCAGGCUCAACGGGAUUCGGGUCGAUAUUGGCUACAACAGCAACGCGCUCGACACGCGGAUGGCCGACGCGCUGGCCGAGGAACUUCCCACUCCCACCGGCCCGUAUAAUACCGUCGCGCAGUUGAUGCUUGCUGAGAAGGCCCGGUGGCUGGCUGCCGGUUAUUUGGAAUCCUACGAUGAAAUCUCAGCCCUAGCCGUCAUCCCGCCCGGCAUCGUCACAGUGCCCAUGUACUCGUCGCUGCCCGGUUUCCCGUUGGAGGUCAACUACGGGGGCCUGGGGAUGGUCUUGGCGCACGAGCUGACGCACAGCUUCGACGAGAUAAGCGACCUCCCGGCCGGCAACCCGGGCAACGACAGCGACGAGUUCACCGCCAAGCUCGGGUGCCUCAUCGAACAAUUUGGCCAUUACGAGCACACUAAUGAAUACCUGAACUUAACCAUUGCUAACAACGGCACCCUCCAACAGACGGAGAUCAUCGCCGACAGCAACGGGAUUCGCGCCGCGUUCAGGGCCUAUCGAAAGGAGCGGAACCGGCUUUACGGGAAAAACCCGCCGAAGUUGCCCGGCUUCCAGCACUUGACGAAUGAUCAGCUGUUUUUUGUGGGGAUGGCGCAGCCAUGGUGCGGCGCACGCGACGAAAUUAUCAGCGACGCCGACGGAGUCCUGAAAGACGUCCAUCCCCACGCUGAACUCCGCGUCAAGGAGGGCCUCCGCCACCUCGAGGAGUUCGGCCAAGCGUUCAAGUGCCCGCGCGACUCGCCGAUGAACCCGGCGAAGAAGUGCCGCGUCCUGCGCAUCAUCAGGAAGCAU
This is a messenger RNA of Mesorhabditis spiculigera, 2016 nucleotides long. The record is from the annotation of a GenBank genome assembly. NCBI's taxonomy places the organism in Eukaryota, Metazoa, Nematoda, Chromadorea, Rhabditida, Rhabditidae.